AUGACAGACUUUGGAGAUAAUUAUUUAUCUUUUACAUCACCAUGUGAAUCUAACAACAACAUUUUACCAUCGGUGAUUGCCUACUGUGAGAAUGGUUUUUAUUGCAACGCUCACUCAAUCAAUAAUACUAACAACAACAAUAAUCAUCCGAGAGGUUCUCUCUAUUCCAUCUAUGUCAAUGAUAAGAUUCAUGUUAUUCUUGAUACUGAAUUUACAAUACAAUCAAAACCUGUAAUCAUUGAGUUGAGAAGUUUUCUAUUCGAAGAUGAGGACAAUGAUGAAAGUUUUGAAGAAGAGUCAAUUGUCGUCUCGGAUUUUUCAUUUCCAACGACAAACGCAGUGAUACAUAUUCGUAGAGAUAACUCUUCAAGGAGAAAGAAUAGAAAGAACAAGGCCAAAUCUAUUAAAGGAGAGCUCACUCAAGAAGAUAUUGAAAAGAAGAAAAAGAUGAGAAGAAGCUUAACUCAAGAAGCCACCAAAAAAGUUUCAUUCAUACGUGUCGUUCGUAAAGAAGAUGGUGUUGUAUUAGCUGUUUCUCAAAAUAUGUGGUGCCGAAGUAAAACUAGAGCUGAAAUGGAAAAGAAGAAGGAGAGAAGACAAACAACCACAACUAACACUAGGACAAAAAAUCCAAGUACUAAGAGAAAGGAAAAUCCACAAGUUGAGCUUGUGCCUGUGGAUGUCGAUCAAGAAAUGUUACAAACACAUCUCUGUAAACGAUCAAAGCUCAAUGAUUUACGAAAUGUCGAUGACACCACUGCAGUUGUCACUUCCAACAACACUGUAAAUAUCAAUGGAGAGGAAAUUCCAAUGGAAAUGCUUCAAAUGUACACGCCUCAGGACUGGAUGACUUACACCAAUGGCAUCGCUGCUAGCUUGGAUUUCUUGACCAACAGUUAUUCAUAG
Messenger RNA from Naegleria lovaniensis, 906 nucleotides. RefSeq lists its product as uncharacterized. The record is from RefSeq and is a predicted model, not a curated record. The coding region runs from base 1 to 906 and encodes 301 amino acids. The transcript has a single exon. NCBI's taxonomy places the organism in Eukaryota, Heterolobosea, Eutetramitea, Acrasida, Naegleriidae.